Molecule: messenger RNA, 477 nt
Organism: Eimeria maxima
Lineage: Eukaryota; Apicomplexa; Conoidasida; Eucoccidiorida; Eimeriidae
Exons: 1
Coding region: 1-477 (158 amino acids)
Source: RefSeq, a predicted model, not a curated record
AUGGGAAGACUGUGGCUUCCUGCUGAUGAGCGUCGUGGAGCCUGUCUUCUGUACUCAUGCUCAUGUGAUUGCUCAGACGCGAAGAGGAAAAGGCGGCUCAAACAAGAACAAUUCUCGUGCGCAACAGACCCCAGCGAUUACAAGGAUUGUCUCACUUGUCGUCGUGAAGAGAACGGUGGUUCAUAUGUGUCAACUGAGAGAGUGGGCCUCUCGUCCGCGGAGGCGUACGUUGAAUGGUGUGAUGGCUGUUGGUGUGAGCGAGCUAUGAACAUGGGAAGACUGUGGCUUCCUGCUGAUGAGCGUCGUGGUGCCUGUCUUAUGUACUCGCGAUCAUCACUAACGAGUGACGCGAAGAGGAAAAGACGGCUCAAACAAGAACAAUUCUCGUGCGCAACAGACCCCAGCGUAAUGAAGGAUUGUCUCACUUGUCGUCGUGAAGAGAAGGAUGGUUCCUCCUUGUCACUUGGCAUUGAAUAG